This is a messenger RNA of Salvelinus namaycush (lake trout), 1398 nucleotides long. It is a transcript of the gene phyh, whose product is annotated as phytanoyl-CoA 2-hydroxylase. Lineage: Eukaryota; Metazoa; Chordata; Actinopteri; Salmoniformes; Salmonidae. Bases 97 to 1095 code for a protein of 332 amino acids. The transcript has 9 exons. Gene Ontology annotation, molecular function: phytanoyl-CoA dioxygenase activity. Gene Ontology annotation, biological process: fatty acid alpha-oxidation. The record is from RefSeq and is a predicted model, not a curated record.
CCUACAGCAGCAGCAUACUGUAGGUCUACAUAACAGUGGGCAUAUGACUGUCUGCGCAUCGAAGGGAAUACAGAAUAAAACAUAUAUUCUUGCAAAAUGUCUCGAGCGGCAGACAGACUGAAAGUGGUCGUGAAUCAUCUGGAUCGACCAUCUUCUUUUGUUCAAGCAUCUACCUCUGGCCAAAACGUUACCUACUAUCAACCACAAGCACUGAGGUAUUCCUUUGACAAUGAUCUGCUGAGCACUGAGCAGAGAAUCUCCUAUGAGGAGGAUGGGUUCCUCCUUAUCAAGGGCCUGGUGUCUGGGGAGGACAUUGACAGAUUCAGGGCGGCGUUUGAGCGGAUAUGCCGUCGGGAGGUGCAGGUCCCGGGGCUGGUGGUGAUGAGGGACGUGUCCAUCGCCAAGUCAGAGUUCGUCCCUGACCAGAAGGCCAUCUCCAAGCUGCAGGACUUCCAGGAAGAGCCUGAGUUAUUCCGCUACUGUAGCCUGCCUCAGAUCCUGAAUUAUGUGGAGUGUUUCACUGGUCCCAACAUCAUGGCCAUGCACACCAUGCUGAUCAACAAGCCCCCAGACACAGGUAAUAAGACAUCUCGCCACCCCAUGCACCAGGACCUGCAUUAUUUUCCAUUCCGUCCGGCGGACCGUAUUGUGUGUUCCUGGACCGCCAUGGAGAAGGUUCACCGCCAGAACGGCUGUCUGGUGGUCCUUCCUGGUUCUCACCACGGCACCCUCAAAGAACACGACUACCCAGAGUGGGAGGGCGGGGUCAAUAAGAUGUACCACGGUAUCCGUGACCACGACCCCAAUCAUCCCAGGGUGCACCUGGAGAUGGAGAAAGGAGACACAGUGUUCUUCCACCCUCUAUUGAUCCAUGGAUCUGGAAUGAACCAGACGCAGGGCUUCCGCAAGGCCAUCUCCUGCCACUAUGCCAGUGCUGACUCCUAUUACAUUGACGUGAGGGGAACCACCCAGGAGAACAUAGGCCAGGAGGUGAAAGAGAUCGCAGCCAGGAAAUAUGCUGUUAAUGACGUCACAUUUGAGGAUACCUGGGCUGUAAGGGGCCGUCUGGUGCAAGGGGAUAGGACCAAUCUGUGAGAGAGCCCGCCCACCACAGUGUGACGGUCACUCACCACUAACAACCUGCCAAUCAAAGGAGAUUGAAAAAGUUGUCUAAUCCACCAGCCAAUAAGAUGAGACUCAUUGACGGGAGUAAUUUAUUCGUUGGGCAAGAGUGAGUGUCCAAGAGUCCAUUCAGGGCUGUUUGCCGGGUGUGUUUAACAUAUUUGAUUUGAUUUUGAUCUCUUUUAGUCCCCAUUUGGACUAAUCUUCCAAGUCCUUAAACAUUAAAAUACAAUUUAUAAUACGAACACAUUUUCACAUAUUACACACUAUUACAAA